This is a messenger RNA of Ostrinia furnacalis (Asian corn borer), 1402 nucleotides long. RefSeq lists its product as uncharacterized. The transcript has 5 exons. The record is from RefSeq and is a predicted model, not a curated record. Bases 135 to 1400 code for a protein of 421 amino acids. Lineage: Eukaryota; Metazoa; Arthropoda; Insecta; Lepidoptera; Crambidae.
UAAUUAAUACAAACACCUAAUCUAAGAAGAUGUUAAAGCAGAAAGUAAUUAGCAAAUUAUGACUUUUACAGAUCGAAGAUAAACAUGACGAGAUGUUGAGUCUUUAGAGAAUUAUCAAAAAUAAACCGCGACUCAUGCCGCUCAAGGUAUGGCAGAUGACCAUGCCAGAAGAGCUGUCGUUGCCGGUGCAGCGCGUGCUGCGUACCAUGAUCUCGGGCAUUAUGCUCGUGCAGUGCUUCACGGUCUACGUGUAUCUGGCAUCGUACAUAGUCCUCCUCUAUCCUGUUUUCCUGGAGGAACGUCCGACCUUAGUUCUACCGUGGCUUUUGCUGGCUGCGAUAAGGAAGCUACUGUGUGAAUUGACAAGUCUUGCCCUCGGUCUGGGCACUUGCGUCCUUUUGGGUGCCGCCCGACCACCUUGUAUCAAGUUUGUCGUCAUCAAGGUUAUUUCCAUUAUGCCUUCAUUUUACAUGUGGAUGCUUAUUUACGGUUACUAUCACGUUCUAAAAGUGGCAUCAGUGUUUAAAACAUUCCCCGUAGUUCUUCCCCCUAGCGAGCAUGAUUAUGGGCUGGAACUAGCCGUUAGAAGACGACGAACAAAAUCGUUACUAGGCGAGGAACAGCUGCGAAGGCGGCUACUUUGUAAUGUCUACAAUGAGCGUCACUCAUUGAACCCGGACGUCCUCAGACCCAGGCCCGACUACUCUUCAAGAAUGAGCCAUGCCACAGACACAAGUGCUGAGGACAACACUAAGGAAGAAAACGAUAUUAUGGUACAUCCCCUAUCGACUACUUCUAAUCGCAUCAUGUCAGAUACGGGAUGCUAUGACGAAUGCUUUGGCAGUGAAGUUAUGGUUCCACGCGAUUCAGAUCGUAUUCUCGAGCAAUUCGGAGUAAUGAUGCUUCGAAUUGGGGCAUACAUAUCUAAAGAAGGCAAUGAAUCAGCUACUUCACAAAUAUUAAAUUCAGCUACUUCACAAAUAUUAAUGGAACAUAGAAGAAGUAAUCAUGACUGCACAACUAUGCCUCCAGACGACACUGACACUCCACUACUUGUGGGAAAUAGCAAAGGAAGAACGGCGUCGUAUUUGAGAGAUUAUCCACAAAUCUUUGGCAAAAAGCCUUCUGAUAUUCCACUACAUUCAGAUAUGACUAUAACGCUAACUUCUGACGCCAGAAUUUCUCCUUCUCAAUUAUUGAGACAUCAAAGUCAAGUCAAUGAAAAUAAUAACACUACCGAUAAUAAUAAGUGUUCGAAUAGUAGCCCAUCUGACGAAGCCGUAUCUGUAGAGACGGAAACUCCAAGUACUUCGAAGAAAUUAGGCAACACAUCAAAUCAAGAUGUUAGGGAAAUAACACAAAACAAAAUACAAUCAGGUGUGUCAAGUGAAAAGUCAUAGUC